Molecule: messenger RNA, 243 nt
Organism: Symbiodinium necroappetens
Lineage: Eukaryota; Dinophyceae; Suessiales; Symbiodiniaceae
Source: the annotation of a GenBank genome assembly
AUGUCCUCCCAAUGGCAAUCUCCAUGGAAUGCUGCUGAGCGCAAAGCCGCCAGAAAGAUGCUGAUGUCCAUGUUGCGGACUGCGUCGAUCUCCGGAGCCGCGACUGCUUUGGCGAUACCGUUGUCAUGCCUCGUCUACAUGCUGUCUUCUUCCUGGGUGCUCUCGCUGCAAAGACUCCACUCUGCCAGCCACAAUUUGCCAAGAAGGGCACGCAGUAAGGACUUUUCGGCCCCUCGCAAAUAG